This is a messenger RNA of Gossypium raimondii (Peruvian cotton), 1119 nucleotides long. RefSeq lists its product as uncharacterized. Lineage: Eukaryota; Viridiplantae; Streptophyta; Magnoliopsida; Malvales; Malvaceae. The transcript has a single exon. The record is from RefSeq and is a predicted model, not a curated record. Bases 1 to 1119 code for a protein of 372 amino acids.
AUGCAUCAUCUAACAAGUCAGGGUCUUAAGUCACCAAUAAUUUCACUGCAUGCCCUUACUGGCUUGCAGGGGCAUAACAGGAUGAGGGUGGCCGCACGUGUAGGAGUAUUGUGGGCUAUUAUUCUAGUUGACUCAAGCAGCACCCACAAUUUUAUAGAUACAAGGCUGGUCAAUAGGUUAUCUCUACUAGUAUGGCAUCAAGAGCAACUAAGGGUCUUUGUAGCUAAUGGCAUCUGUCUUUUUACUAGAGGACUUUGCAAAGGGGUUACUUGGGAGGUACAGGACCAUAAAUUUGAGAUAGAUUUCAUGGUUUUGUCAUUAAAGGGCUGUGAUAUGGUGUUAGGUGUACAGUGGUUAUUAGGUCUAGGGGACAUCAUUUGGAAUUUCAGUUCUCUGACCAUACAGUUCAAUUUAGCAGGGCAGUCGUGUGUCAUUCAAGGCAUUACUCCUAGCUCACUAGCGGUUGGAAAUGGUGAGCUUAAUCCAAAAUGCUUUGCAGCAAUGGGGCAAACGAUGGGACCUUUUACUACACUUUUGAGCUCAAUUGAGCAAGUGACAUUGUCAACCAAGAAGGACAAAGACUCCGAGGACCAACUUCAUGAACUGUUGAGUGAGUUUGAGGACAUUUUUCAGGUUCCAAAAGGGUUGCCACCUCGAAGGUUACAUGAUCAUAAAAUUCCUCUAAGGGAUGAAGGGACAGUGAUUAAAAUGUGGCCUUAUCGAUAUCCAGCAUUUCAAAAAAAUGAAAUGGAACGACUUAUUCAAGAAAUGCUUGCUGCUGGUAUCAUACGUGAUAGCACCAGCUUGUUUGCUUCUCCUAUUGUCAUGGUAAAAAAAAGAUGGAUUAUUGAGGAAUUAUUGGAUGAGCUUGGAGAAGCUCGCGUCUUCCCUAAAUUGGAUCUCAGGUCGGGAUAUCACCAAAUCUGCAUGUGGGAGCCGGACGUUCACAAAAUGGCAUUUCGCACUCAUGAUGGGCAUUAUGAAUUUCUUGUCAUCCCUUUCGGCCUCACAAAUGCCCCAUCUAGUUUUCAGGCCCUCAUGAACUCUGUCUUCAAACCGCUACUGCGUAAGAUUGUGCUUGUUUUCUUCGACGAUAUCCUGGUCUAUUCCAAUUCGUAG